AAAAAAUUAAAGCAAGACCAACAUCUGAACACAAUACAUGGACACCAGAGGAUGAUGAAACAUUAAGAAUGGCUACGCAUAAAUAUGGUGUAGGAAAAUGGAGUGAAAUUCGAAAGAAAUUUUUUUCUGAUAGGUCAUCAGCACAAGUUCAAGAAAGAUGGAAAGUUUUAUCGAAAACCAAAUUUGGAAGAUGGUGCCCUGAAGAAGAUAAGAAAUUACAAGAACUAGCUAAACAAUAUAAAGAAGAUUAUCGAGUAAUUUCUGAGAUAUUAAAACGACCAGUUCAUUCAGUUUAUGUUCGGUACAAACGUUUACAAACUCCAAAAUGGACAAUUGAAGAAUUAGAUAAAUUGCGUGAUUUAUUAAAAGAAUAUGGCAAAGAUUGGGAGAGAAUUGAACAAAUGAUACCAGGAAGAAAUGGGUGGGAAAUUAAAAAAGUGGCGGAUACAUUAGUUUGUGUUAAUCCUUUUAUUAAUAAACGGAUGUGGAGUAAGACGGAAAAAGAAUUGAUUAAGAAAGGUGUGGAAAUGCAUGGAAAUAAUUGGGUUAAGGUUAGUCAAGUUGUAGGAACUAGAUCACAUAGACAAUGUCAAAGAUAUUGGCAGAUAGAACAAGGAAAAGAGAAAACCGGAAAAAUAACCAAUGACAAUGAUCAUUAA
Dentiscutata heterogama is the source of this 659-nucleotide messenger RNA. The record is from the annotation of a GenBank genome assembly. NCBI's taxonomy places the organism in Eukaryota, Fungi, Glomeromycota, Glomeromycetes, Diversisporales, Gigasporaceae.